UUGUUAAUCACUCGUGUAUCUGUUCGCUGCUAAUACCUCUGUCAAGAGUGUAUUGCGGUCCUCAGUUCGCUUGAGAUUGACCUACCAGGAACUAGGCGCUCCUCGGGUGGGAUGGCCGACAGAGGUUCUUGUUUUGAUGCAUAGCGUUGCGAUUUCUAGUACCUGGGUGAUUAGGUUCCUUGGUCCUUCCGUCUGUCGGAAUCCUUCGACUACUUUAGUUUCUUCUUUCUAUUCUUCUUCGCUGUUCUUUUCUUCCCCCUUACCUUUUUUAAACUUCGAACUUUUUGAGGGGGUACUUUUUAUGGAGGGGGUGCUGUUUGCUUUCUUCAAUACUGUUUCUGGAGACGUUCAUACGCCGGACUUUUGUACAGGAAUUCACCCUGUUUGCUUAACCGUCUCUAUAGGAGUAUUGAUUAUGUUGUGUUUGUUAUACAUUCGUCCUCAGUGGCUCCGAAGAACAUAGGGUUAUGCAACCAGGAUGGCUUGGUUAUGCCCACCAAGCUGGCGUACCCAAAUUACUUUGAAUGACAUUAUU
This is a messenger RNA of Aplosporella prunicola CBS 121167, 535 nucleotides long. RefSeq lists its product as uncharacterized. The record is from RefSeq and is a predicted model, not a curated record. Lineage: Eukaryota; Fungi; Ascomycota; Dothideomycetes; Botryosphaeriales; Aplosporellaceae. The transcript has a single exon. Bases 137 to 463 code for a protein of 108 amino acids.